AUGCAAUCUUUUUUUCGGCUCUGGUAUGAGCCUCUAAACAAAUUCUUGCUUGUGAGGUCGUCUGAACUUGACAGUUCCUUACGGUUUCCGCUCAGUCCCUUCAAGUUGGUGAACGCACGCACCGAUUUCCCUCAACUUUGUGUUGGUGUCCAGGCUACUGAGAGUAACGACAAGUACGAAUUCAGCUGGGUAAAAUUUGAAGAUAGGAAAAUCUUGAAUCCGUCGGAAACUCUUGACAUUUCUAUGUUCAACAACGCGAAGCUUGAUAUAGUGGGUAUGUCGCAGAUCGGGAAGGAUUCGUUGCUGUUUGCCUAUAAAAACAAGGUGGUUAUAACUGAUCUAGAAGGACGAGAGAAGACAAAAUUAGCUGUGUUUACAUUCAAUUUCCACAUAGAAUAUAUACAUACGAUGCCGGAUUCAAUAUUAGCUUUCCAUUCUCACGGAGUACAGGGAAGAUGUCUGUCGAACAAUACCGUGACGCAAGAUAUCUCCGAUAUGUCAAAAAUCUAUCGCGUGAUAGGCAAUGACAGGGUGAUUGCAUUGAAAUCGCAUCCGCUUUGUAGCUGUGAGAAGCACGAUAUCUACUUAUUGACCGGUCAUGAGGCCACGCCUACGGAGUAA
Messenger RNA from Cylicostephanus goldi, 621 nucleotides. Lineage: Eukaryota; Metazoa; Nematoda; Chromadorea; Rhabditida; Strongylidae. The record is from the annotation of a GenBank genome assembly.